UUGUACAAAAGCUAUAAAUCAUAAAUGAACACAACUGUUCACUUCGACCGUUUUAUUGUUUUACUUACAAGUUCUUCUGCUUUAUGACAUCAUAUUUGCCAGUAGUAAACUCAAAACAAGUAAAGCUUAACGGUUGUAAUCUCAAAUUCUAUCACUAUAGUUCUUAUUGUCCUAUAUACCCACAUUCUAUUAGUUAAUAAUUAGAAACUCAAAGUUCCAGAUCAAUUGAUGUUGAAAUAUAUGCCUAGAUGAUAUCGAAUUCAUAAUUUCCUAAACUAUGUCAAUAUUGUAUUAUUGAAUUUCAUGAAUAGGAUUAAGAUGAAAACAAUCGAUUCAUAAAGUUUUCUUUGAGGCUCAGCAGCGGUAACACUAUUGCCAUCUGUCCGUUUUAAAAUACUUUUGCCGAAUGUUUCUGCGCUCGUAAAUAUGAUGUCGUGCAUUCACAUCGUUUACGUGUUUGAUUGAAAAUAGAUGUUGUGAAAAUUGUCACAUUUAAAAUAAAGAGAUGUCUGUAAAACAAAAUGUUUUUAAAUUGACCCUGAGAAGCAAUGUGAAGUGGAUUAAUAUUUAUAAAAAUAAUAUGUAACAUUUUAAGGAGGUUUAGAAGUGCAAAUGCAAUUUUGUGUUUAUUAAAGUAAAAAACGCAAUUGCUACGAAUGAACCUCAAAACAAAUGAAAAUAUUCAAUAGAAAAUAUCUUGAACAAACUAAAUAUCUGAUAGCUAAAUAAUUGUAGUAUUGUGGUAAAAAGAAAAACGUUAAUAAACAACGUACUUUGUACUGUGUUAAUAACAGAGUCCACAUAAAACUAAAUUUCAGUUUUGGUGGAAAUUGGAAAAAAAAACACGCCCACUAUCGAAAACAUUUGAGGUGUAUGCGAAAGAAAAAGAUGUCUGGUCAACGUGUCAAUUUAAAUGCUGCCGAAAAGGAUGUGGAGAAGUUUAUAAAAUUUUUAGCGCUGAAGUCUACUCAAGUUGUAGUGCAGUCGCGCUUAGGUGAGAAGAUACAGACGCCUUGCAAUCCUUUGGCUACUGGUAGUGAUUGGUUUAACAUAGUUAUUCAAGACCAUCCUGAUAUAUAUGCCGAGACAAAGCGUGCAUUAUCGUUGGAACCCGGCCAAAGUAUAUUAAAGCGAUUGCCUUUGUGUGUAGAAAUUUCGUUGCGCACGGUAGAGGGAGAUCAAAUGGUAUUAGAAGUAUGGUCAUUGGACAUUCAAUUACCUGGAUGUCACAAAAAUUGUAAAGAUGACAUAUGUGAAGUUCUCAUAAAAAACGUUGAAAACGUAAAAGGCGUUGUUGUGAAUGGUACAGGUGCACCUAUGUCAGAACAGCAGACAUUAAAAGCGGCACAUGCCAUUUAUAAUCGUAUGGGUAUUCUACUAAAGUCACUAAUCUCUUUGACACGAGCCACCCCUGGUUAUAAAUUGUCACGGCGCCAAUGCCCAGAAGCAUAUGGAAUUUACUAUCGUAUUUACGUGGAUCGGCCACAGUUGCAUACUUUGGGUGAGGGCCAUAAAAAUGUUAAAAUCGGCCAACUAAAUACUAUAGUUGGUAUGUUAAGUAUGUCCGUUUCUUAUCGAACAAAAAUGACUAUUACCCCUACCACCUCAGAGGCGCACAAUGGAGAAUCUAAUCAAAUUAUGCUAAAAUCUGACCAUUUCCGACGUGGCGAUUCUUCUCCCACUCAAAAUUUGUCUAUUACAGGACUGAAAAGGGGCAUAGGUGUUAAUGGCGAAAAGAAAAUAAUUGAUAUUGAGAAGCCUCUGCGACCAGGAGCUUUUACCGAUAUAUGUAAAUUGCGACAGUGGACUGAGAAAGACUAUAUUUUGCCAGAAACUCCUCCUUUCGAAUGGUUAUUGCGUCGCCAACGACAGGAAAGCGGAGGUUCUGUUGGUUCGGUAGAGUCCUUAAAUAAAAGAAGCGAUGGUAGCAAUUCUGCACCUAUUUCUUGUAAUGGACAAGAACAGACUGUUCAAAAUAACAACGGUGGGAUUGAAAAUAAAACUAACAAUAGCACACAAGCAAAUAAUAACAACAACGUUAUUGCAUUUAAGAGUUUAGAGAAUGAGCAAAGUGGCACACAAGCGAAGUCGUCUGCCGAUAAUUCAACACUCUCGCAGUCAUCUAUGAAAAGUCUGCUCAUUCCCGCCCCUACCUCUUCCCGCAAUAACACAAUGCGAAAUCGGCCCGAAGAUGAUAACCUUCUUAAAGAAUUAAAUUUUCCUUUUGCGUUGCCAAAUUCACAUGUCAAUGAUUUGGCGAAGUUUUACCGUGAUUGUUAUCACGCACCACCACUUCUUGGACUGAACGAAACUCAAACGGAUGUAGCGGUAGAACAAUUAGAGGAAUUUGAAACAUCCUUAGAAGACUACGAUGAAUUAGUUUUACAACUUGGAUUAAGUACAUCAACAUCUACGGGUAGCCGGAGUAGCGGAGGAUUGCAAAUGAGUAACUAAUAUUUACGAAUUGUAAUGAUUAAUCCAUGGAUACUAUUAUAAGCGUAUAAGUAGCUAGAUAGGUAAAGUUUACAGUCAAAGAACUAACUAUUCAAUAACAUUAUGAUCAAAUGUCUAGGCUUGAAUUUCUUUCAUUUGCUUAAUUUGUUUUUAUUUUAUUCAACAUAGAGUUUACACUUAUAUAACGAAUGUAAAUAUAUAAUAAUAUUUAUUAAGCGUGAUAAUUAGGUAACUGUAAAAAUCUACAAGUUUGGAAAUAAUCAUGGUAUGCAUAAUGCAUUAUUAGGAUAUUUUUAAUAUUAGAAUUUUGAUAGUUUUGAUAGUUUAAUAAUUAAAUAAAUAUUAAGUUCCAUAAUAAGAAUGUCGCAUUAAAUAAUGUAUUUAGAAGUAAGAAAUGUUAUUAACAAUUCGCGAACAAGUAAUAUUUAUGCUAUUAUUAGUGAAGAAACUUUAAUUUGAAUCAAAAUUUGUAAUCUAUGCAGUAAAAUAAUCUGUAGUAUUGUUUAGUGCUUUUCUCACUAGUAUUGGUCUUACGAAUAUUCCAUUGUUUUGAAAUUGGAUGCAAAAUGUAUUCUUUUUAUAUGUACAUUUAAUAUGUGACCGUUGACAGUUUUAAAAUUUCUUUUUAAUCGAAAGUGUCGGAGUGCAUCCAAUCGAUUGGUGUCUGCAUAAUUAUUGGGAGUUUCUUUUAAGUAAUGACAGUGCAAAGUUCUUUAGGCAAGCAUACAUAUGUACAUACGCCCAUCUAUGCAUAUACAUAUAUACACAUAAAAAUAUAAAUAGAAAAAAUGCAUUUAACUGCAGAUUGGUUUUUUUCUUUGUAUUGUAAGCGCUUCAAUGGGCCUCCAUCUAAGGCAACUACCAUAAACUAAUAUGAAAUACAGCGAAGAUUAAGAUACUUGGAUAUCAUUCAAAUCAUUUUACGAUUUCAUAUUUGUAUACCAUAUAAUAAUGAUUGAAUGCAACUUCCUUAAUUCCAUCAAUAACAGAAAUGUUAUUAUUAUUUUUAAUGUUUUCAAAAUGGUGUAAUAUGUGGUUUUAAGAUUCUUCAUAAAUCUGGAGUGCCUCAUUUAGAAAUAAAAGGUAUAGUAAAAAA
Bactrocera oleae (olive fruit fly) is the source of this 3550-nucleotide messenger RNA. RefSeq names its product Autophagy-related 13 (gene Atg13). Gene Ontology annotation, biological process: protein localization to phagophore assembly site; autophagosome assembly; piecemeal microautophagy of the nucleus. The record is from RefSeq and is a predicted model, not a curated record. Gene Ontology annotation, cellular component: Atg1/ULK1 kinase complex; cytosol; phagophore assembly site. Lineage: Eukaryota; Metazoa; Arthropoda; Insecta; Diptera; Tephritidae.